This is a messenger RNA of Galeopterus variegatus (Sunda flying lemur), 3285 nucleotides long. It is a transcript of the gene TMEM123, whose product is annotated as transmembrane protein 123. The transcript is spliced from 5 exons. Gene Ontology annotation, cellular component: cytoplasmic vesicle. The record is from RefSeq and is a predicted model, not a curated record. NCBI's taxonomy places the organism in Eukaryota, Metazoa, Chordata, Mammalia, Dermoptera, Cynocephalidae. Bases 91 to 705 code for a protein of 204 amino acids.
ACGCGGACACGCAAGAGGGGCCGCUCUCGUCGCCGCCGCCGCCACCUCGUUUGGGGACCCACGAGGCCGCUGCCUCCUGCCCGCGGAACAAUGGGGCUCGGCGCGCGAGGUGCCUGGGCCGCGCUGCUCCUGGGGGCGCUGCAGGUGCUAGCGCAGCUGGGGGCAGCCGCGAACGGCACAGCCCCAGCCGGAUCUUCAAACCCAGGCAAUUCUGUGCCUCCACCAAAUUCCGGUGUUAACUCAACAGAGAAUAUGCAACACGUGCCUUUCAACCCUACAAAUGAAUCUUUAAACAGCACUGUGAAACCAUCAACAACUUCAGUUUCAACCAAUACGACAGUCACUGCCUUGAAAACCAUACCAACAUCAAAAAUGGCAACACCAGGGGUGUCAACAAAUACGACUUCCACCACCUUAACGUCUGUAUCCAAAACAACUGUUUCACAAAACACAACUCAGAUGUCAACAUCCAGGACAACCAUAUCCCACAAUAGUUCGGUGACAUCUGUUUCUUCAUCAGUAACAAUCACAGCAACUAUUCAUUCUAAAGAAAAUAAAGGAUCAAAAUUUGAUAUUGGGAGCUUUGUUGGUGGUAUUGUAUUAACACUGGGAGUUUUGUCUAUUCUUUACAUUGGAUGCAAAAUGUAUUAUUCAAGAAGAGGCAUUCAGUAUAGAACCAUUGAUGAACACGAUGCCAUCAUUUAAGGAAAUCUAAGGACCAAGGACAGAAGAUUGCAGCCAUAUCAAUUUAUUUUGGUUUGUUAAUAGUUUAAAACAAUAUUCUUGAACAUAGUAUAAAUAGGCCACACAUAUAACAUACAAUGUACUACAUAAAUAUGUAAAGAUUCUUCAUGAUUACUGAAGGUAAAAAGGGUUUGGUUUGGGUUUUUUAGUGAACAUUUGGAGCUUAUAGAUAGUUAAUGCAAUGGUUAUAUUCACUUUUAGUGAAUACAUAGUAAGACAAAUAAGUCCUAUCUCUCUUUUUUUGUGUGUGUGGCAUUGAUCACAUAGGACCAGUAUUGAAAGACAUCAUCACUGAAGGGCGGGAUGCCAUCUGGACAUACAGAUAAGGAGCUUGUCAUAGCACUCAGGAUUUUGAGUGUCUUUGUUGCUUACACAAAGAACUUCAGUGCUUUUCAGUGCUGGAUAUAUUCUAAUGACUAAUGCCACACAACAGAAAUUAUACAAAUGAGUAAACCAGGCCUGAAGCACAAUUUAAGAACGGAUCAACAUUGUAUAUGUUUUAAAGUGUAAUAGUUGGUCUAGAAACAAAAACACCAGAAAAAAAAUCUUCAUAUAAAAUCCAAAGCAAUACCUGGGCCUAGCCCUGGUAGAGAUCCACUGGAGCAUUGCCAAAUAUGUAUUUUCAUUAAUAACUUCUUUUGAGCUUUCAGUGUUGAUAUAAUUUUCUUUUCUUCUCUGUAAUUUAGAUAAACUGCACAGUGUGUAACAUGGUAAUGUUUUGAAGACUUAGUUGUUAAUAUUAAAUAAUCCUAGCAUUAUAGGGAAAAACUCCUAGAAGUUAGAUUAUUUGCUACUGUGAGAAUAUUGUCACCACUGGAAAUUGCUUUUAUUUCAUUCUCACUUGUUAAUUCUAAUGUUAUAUUUAGUGGAUGUUUUUUAAGAAAUGUAGAGCUGCUUUUAGUAUCUAGAAAUUGUUGAUGGAGUGUAACACACCUAACUUAAAAAAAAAAGUCUCUUAUAUGAUUUCCAAAACAACAUUUAGAAUUCUGUGGAGUCAAAACUGUAGAUUAAUGUUAUGUUUAUUAAGCCAGGGAUUGUGGGAAUACCCCCAGGAUAUUUAACCUGCAGGAAGAAAACAAUGCAUUUUCAUGUACUCAUUUUGCUCAGAGAUUUGGGAAAAUGGCAUUUUUACAUAAAAAUUAGCACCAACAGAUAUUGGAAUAAAUUCUUAUGAAGUUUUAAGAAAGGAAUUUUUAGAUAGGAAAUUUCCUGCUUCCUUAUUUGGGUAUUCCCCCAGACCACUCCUCUUACUUCACUGCUGAAGAGGGAGGUAUUUUCAGAUGCAUUAUGUUAAAAGAGAAGAAGCACAGUAUUGUAAAGACACAGAUAUUAGCCAGUGUAUAUUGGAGUGUUUUUAGUUUCACAGUUUAUAUUCCAACACUCAAAACUCAGGGUCACAUUUUAACAAAAGAGGUAUUUAGUCACAAUAAAUACUAAGAUAGUAUUUCUAUGUUAGAGGGCCAAAGUAAAUCACACCAAUUUCUGAAAGUCUAAAAAUGAGCUAUGAUGUCCUUAGUGAACAUGCCACCUACAUUUGAUAGAAUAAAAUUAAAUCUUUGCGAUCAACUAUUGGUUUGCAGAGAAUACCAGAUAUCAAGAAUACUUAAAGGAUUGUUUCUAAUUGCUGUAUAAGCAAUUGACCUGAUAAAUAUGGAUAUGACUGGAUGUAAUAACACAUGGAGUAUGAAGGAAAUUUUAUGAAACAUGUUUAGAUUAGUUUGAAAAUACAUUUAGGCUGAUGAGUGAGUUGUAUGUUACUAACUUGGCCCUAACUGCUCAUGGAACCAAUGGUUUUCAUUUCCUUGCCUUCCCCCCCCCCCCCAAAAAAAAGAGGGCUUUUAAAUUUAACUACUAAUUUUAUCUCUUGCAUUCUUGGUGUUUCAGUACUUCAAGUCAGUCAGAACUUUGUGGACUGGCCUAAAGUUUUUCUUGAAUAAUUGUUUCUUUAGCACUUUGAAGAUAGAAAACCACUUUUUAAGUACUUGUCAUUAUUUUCCUUGAAAAUUUUCUGUUUGGGGUUUGAAAUAAUUUACUUAUGUAUUUUUCUCUGUUAUGUCUUUUUUAUAAGUAGUAUAAUUUGUUACUUUCAAAUACCAAUACUUUUCAAUGCCAUAUUUUUUUUUGUUAUUUGCAAAAAUGGAGGGAAACAGUGAUGCAAAAUAAUAUUUUGCUUUGAAAUGUUUCCUAAGCAUAAACUUAUCUUCCUAAUUAUGUUUACUUAAGCAAAUGCUCAAUUUUGUUUGCAUUCCUUAAGAAUGUAUUUACUUGAAGAUAAAAACAAUCCGCAUGUAUGUCUAAAUAUUAGGCAGAAGCUAAUCUGUGAUUUUAGUAUUUCCUUGGAUAAUCCAUAAAAGGAAUAAUUCAAAUACAGGUAAAUGAGAGUUGGCAGUAUACUAUACUGAUAAUUUUGUAUGUUCAGGAAAAAAAAAAAAAAGCAAACUCCUGUUACCUUUCUUUUUCUUUUUAUUAUAAUGACCACCUUUUGGUAUUUCCUUGUUAUCAAGAUCUAUUUUUUGAAUAAAACUUGUUCUCUAUGUAAGA